GGACUCUCCGGGAGCCUAGGGGGCGGGGGGAGCUGCGCCGCGGGCGCCGCCGCCUCCGCCGCCUGGGACGCAGGGGUGGGGGACGGACGAGCCCCGAUGCCGGGGGAGACGGAGGAGCCGCGAUCCCCGGAGCAGCAGGACCAGGAAGGGGGCCAGGCAGCGGCGGCCGACGCGGCUUCGGACGAGCCCCGGCCCGGCGCGGCGGCGGCGGCGGCGGCAGCGGCGGCUGCGCCUGCAGGCACCGCGAGCAGCCGCGUGCUGAGGGGAGGUCGGGACCGCGGCCGGGCCGCUGCGGCCGCCGCCGCCGCCGCUGUGUCCCGCCGGAGGAAGGCCGAGUAUCCCCGCCGGCGGAGGAGCAGCCCCAGCCACAGGCCUCCCGACGCCCCCGGGCAGCAGCUCGCGGCCGCGAAGCCCCCGUCUCCUGCUCAGGGCAAGAAGAGUCCGCGACUCCAGUGCAUAGAAAAAAUAGCAGCUGAUAAAGAUCCCAAGGAAGAGAAAGAAGAUGAUUCUGUCCUCCCUCAGGAAGUUUCCAUUUCUGCAACUAGAUCUAGCCGGGGCUGGCGCAGUAGUAGCAGGACAUCUAUCUCUCGCCUUCGAGACACUGAGAAUACUCGCAGCUCUAGGUCCAAGACUGGUUCGUUGCAACUUGUCUGCAAGUCAGAACCAAUUACAGAUCAGCUUGAUUAUGACGUUCCAGAAGAACACCAGUCUCCCGGUGGCGUUAGUGAUGAGGAAGAGGAGGAGGAAGAAGAGAUGUUAGUCAGUGAAGAAGAAAUACCAUUCAAAGAUGAUCCAAGAGAUGAGACCUACAAGCCUCACCUUGAAAGGGAAACCCCAAAGCCACGGAGAAAAUCAGGGAAGGUGAAAGAAGAGAAAGAAAAGAAAGAAAUUAAAGUGGAAGUAGAAGUAGAGGUGAAAGAAGAAGAGAAUGAAAUUAGGGAAGAUGAGGAGCCUCCUAGGAAGAGAGGGAGAAGGAGAAAAGAUGACAAAAGUCCACGGUUACCCAAGAGGAGAAAAAAACCUCCAAUCCAAUAUGUCCGUUGUGAGAUGGAAGGAUGUGGGACUGUUCUUGCUCACCCUCGCUAUUUGCAGCACCACAUUAAAUACCAGCAUUUGCUGAAAAAAAAAUAUGUAUGUCCCCAUCCCUCCUGUGGACGACUCUUCAGGCUCCAGAAACAACUUCUGCGACAUGCCAAACAUCAUACAGAUCAGAGGGAUUAUAUCUGUGAAUAUUGUGCUCGGGCCUUCAAGAGUUCCCACAAUCUGGCAGUACACCGGAUGAUUCACACGGGCGAGAAGCCAUUACAAUGUGAGAUUUGUGGAUUUACUUGUCGACAAAAGGCAUCCCUUAAUUGGCACAUGAAGAAACAUGAUGCAGACUCCUUCUACCAAUUUUCUUGCAAUAUCUGUGGCAAAAAAUUUGAGAAGAAGGACAGCGUAGUGGCACACAAAGCAAAAAGCCACCCUGAGGUGCUGAUUGCAGAAGCUCUGGCAGCCAAUGCAGGCGCCCUCAUCACCAGCACAGAUAUUUUGGGCACUAACCCAGAGCCCCUGACACAACCUGCAGAUGCUCAGGGGCUUCCUCUUCUUCCUGAGCCCUUGGGAAACUCAACAUCUGGAGAGUGCCUACUGCUAGAAGCUGAAGGGAUGUCUAAGUCAUACUGCAGUGGGACAGAACGGGUGAGCCUUAUGGCUGAUGGAAAGAUCUUUGUGGGCAGCGGCAGCAGUGGGGGCACUGAAGGGCUGGUCAUGAACUCGGAUAUUCUCGGUGCUACCACAGAGGUUCUGAUUGAAGAUUCAGACUCUCCUGGACCUUAGUGCAAAGGAAGACUUUGGGCACUGGGACAGUGCAGACUUUGUAUUUAAAAGAUAAAAAGGACAAAAAAAAAAAAAUUUAAAGCAUUUAAAAUCUAGUAAAAUAACUGAAGGGCCUGCUCUUUGCAUUGUGGAUCACAGCACACAGACACACACACAUACACAAACACAGAGUCUCUAUCCCCCCUUCUCCUUCCCUCUCCCUCUACCCCUUCCCCUGAACUCCCCUCACUCAUCCUUAAAACAUUGAUGUUGCCUUUACCAGAAAGGUCAUUGAAAAAGCAGCAGCAUACUUGGUUCCAGCCAACAGCUGACUUCCUGCUCAUUGGCAGAUCUCCUUUUCCCAACCUAUAACUGAUGUGCUCUGGAUCAGCUUUUAACUCAUAAUAAUAUAUUACUGUCAUUUAAAUCUUUUCUCCUCUACUGCUGCCCUAUGGCUCUGGCUUCUCCCCACUGCAACAACCAACACUUAUCAAAUAUUAUAUAAUUCUAUUUUCUGAAGGCUGGCAGCUUGACUUGGCACUUUAGGGCCCCUUAGCAGGAUGCUGUUAAAACAGCACAUAUCUCUCACCCCUCUUCCAUUAUUUACUGGGUUUGGGGAAGGAAGGAUACAUGGGGACCACCUCCCUCCCCUUCAGUGGAUCCCAGCACCUCAGUCCCCCCUCCCAAACCUCCAUAUGGCUCUUAAUGGUGCUCACUUGCUUGGAAGCAGGCUCCCAAGAGAGAGGGGACUGCCCUGUGUACAUACAGUCUUCUGUAAGGCUGUAAGACAGGGCUCUAUGUCAGUGAGAAAAGUCCCAGGCUAAUGGCAGAAAUUUGCACUUUGAACAUGUGUGUUUUUGUGUUGUGGAACCUGAGAUUCCUUAUUUAUUAAUGGAAAGUCUGAUUUUGGGGGGGGAGGGUCUUUGUUGCUAUGUUUUGUGGGGCUGGGAGAGUAGAUUAUUCUGACAUGGGAUCCUUCCUACAAGAGGUACUUUGAAGGCAAGGCUUAGAGUUAAAGAAGCACAGCCAGCCUCUAAAAUCAUAGUUUUCCAGUGGCCUUUAAAGAAAGCUGGUCCUCAGCACUAACAGAAUCACUACAGUAGCCUAGUGCUUUUUUGGAAGCCUUAGGGAAGGUUGAUAGGUUUGUGGUAACUAGUGUGCUCUUUUGAGAUACAAGGAUUUGAGGGGAUGAGGAAUGUUGUUCAAGGUCUGAAUCACACUUAAAAGAUUUUUUUCUUCUGUGAAUUUAUUUUCUCUUUUUGUCCUUACUGUUUCUUUGCAUUUAUCUCCCUGCUGACCUAACUGGCUCCUUGUUUUGAUUUCGGUUUUGGUUUUGUCAUUGGUCAUUCCAGCUCUCCCUUAGUGGGAGACUAGACCGUGUCAUUCAUGAAGGAACAAAAUUAAGAGUCCUAGAGUUUUGGUUAAGAGAAAACUGUUGUGUCUUGUUUCCCCUAUAGAAAAGACAAAAUUUGAAUAGACAUAAACAAAGGUGGAAAUCUGUGUGAUAAUGUCUUUGGCUUUCCCCGAAUUAUCUAUUUUCCUUGGAGUAGGAAUUUUAAUGCAUUGUGGAUUAUUAAUAUCAUUGGGAGACGCAGAUCGUGUUUUUACAUGCUUAUACCUCUCAGAAGACUAAAACCCUAAUUCAGCUUCCCUUUUUUUGAGAAUUAGAAGUGCAGUUCCUCCCUGUGUGCUCCAAAAUCUGCCAUUGAAGACCUGGCCGGUUGUCAGAAAUACAUGAUGACUGUUGGGAAAAUUAAGAGUCUGACUGAGAACAAAAUAAGGAACAGCUUGUUUUUCACAAACACUAAAACUAUGGAGUUUAUCAAAUUUUCUCUGUUUAAUUUUUUCUCAAAAAAAUGUCAUCUCUGAAAGACACUUACUGUACACCCACCAAUGUCACUGGUUGGGAUGCCAGGGAGGAGGGAGGAAGACACCUACAGGAACAAUCUUAAACACAUUAUUGUUUUCUCUAGUGUUGCAGGAUUUGCCAUCCCUUCCAUGAAAGGGAAGAGAAGGCGUGAAGACAGGCUGUCCUACCCCACAGAGUUUGACUUUGGUACAUUGGUUUGAAAUGUAUAUUGACUUUGGUACAUUGGUACACAGAUUUGAAAAUACUGUAAGAGUAAUUAUAAAUGGAACUGCAACAAAGUUGCUCUACUUGAUACUGUUUCUCUAGCUAAUAUAUGUAUCCUACACUUACCCUUUGUUUUUCACAUUUAGACUGUCUCCAUAAAUUUCAUUUAGAGUGAUUACUCAUCCAUCAGAUAUAGCCACCCACAGAAAAGCAGACUGCAUUGUAAACAUCUCUUCUUUCUGGGAUGGGGAGAAAUGUUCUUUUCUGUACCUCACUCCCCUCCCCAGGAAAGCAACUAGUUAUAAUAAUUAGAAACUUCCUGUCCUCUCAUUUGGGGGAGGGGAUGUAAAGGGGGCUGGGUCAUCUUCAUAGCUACCAUUUGCUGACAAUAAAUUAUUGUAGCAGUUUGCAAUAAAUUUUAAGAUAUUUUUCA
Molecule: messenger RNA, 4304 nt
Organism: Peromyscus californicus insignis
Lineage: Eukaryota; Metazoa; Chordata; Mammalia; Rodentia; Cricetidae
Gene: Zfp91
Product: ZFP91 zinc finger protein, atypical E3 ubiquitin ligase
Exons: 11
Coding region: 97-1818 (573 amino acids)
Biological process (GO): regulation of transcription by RNA polymerase II
Cellular component (GO): nucleus
Source: RefSeq, a predicted model, not a curated record